This is a messenger RNA of Podarcis lilfordi (Lilford's wall lizard), 32608 nucleotides long. NCBI's taxonomy places the organism in Eukaryota, Metazoa, Chordata, Lepidosauria, Squamata, Lacertidae. The record is from the annotation of a GenBank genome assembly.
AUGCAAAUCGGGCUGGAUGAGAUCAGCCGGGAGCAACUGGCUGUGCAACUUCGGAGCAGGACUCUUUUUCCCUCGCCAGUUGCAAAGCGGCUCGGCUCCGGCUCGCGCUUUUGCGCACGGCAGACGCGCCUUCUCUCUGCGCCCUGGUUCCCGGCUGGAUUAUUCCUCUUACCGAGUGAGCUCCGGAGCUGGAAUUUCUAUCUUUCUGUCUUGGCGGAGUUAAUUCUCUCUUUUCUUUCCGCCGCAUUUUACCCUGUUCUGUAACUAGGUGGAUUUAAGCACUGUUUGAGUUUGAAGAGGAGAACCCAGAAAAGGUAACCCCCCCACCUCUCCACUCCCGUGCGCCUUUUCCUUUUCCUUCCUUUUGUAACCUUGAGCCAGCGUUGAAAGUGAGACGAACCCGGGCGAGGCAGGAGGAGUCCAUAAAGCAAUGAAAACAAACUGGGGCUUCUUCCCAGUUCCUGGUCUGGGCUUGGCUUCAAGCCAUUAUCACCUGCCGCCUGCUUGCUUUGUAUACAUACGUGUCAAGAGAAGUGGAUUCGGGGCGUAGCGGGGUGUCCUCUGGACUCUUGAGCUUAGGCUGCGUUGGGGCUCCCCAUCUCUUAGCAACAGAAGCUCCUCGGCGUCCGGUUUAACCCUUGGAACGUGCGAAGAAGAGAGUGUCCCUGAUCGUGGGCAGAGUGCCUUUCCCUCACCGUUAAGGGCUGCGACAGACAUCGCGAAUGGGCUGCGCUUUUGUGUGGCAAUUAGCAUGCAACCCAACUCGUCCUACCCGCAAUUGUGUGCACCGCUGAAUGCGCAGUGACUCGCACAUGUAUAAUACGUUCCCCCGCUUUCAGUUGUACACUGCUCUUGAGCUCUUUCGGAAAAGAGUCGGCAGUGUGGUGUAGUGGUUAGAGUGUGGGACUGGGCUCUGGGCUGCACCUGUUCAUGUCGUUGGGGGAUUUGCACAAAGAGAGCCGGUGUGUUGGAGUGGUUAGAGUGUUGGUCUUGGACUUGGGGAACCAGGGUUUGAGUCCACCUACCUCACAGGGUUGUUGUACGGAUGACAUGGAGAGAGGAGAACCAUGUUCGCAGCCUUGAAGAAAAGGUGGGAGAGAAAUGUAGUAAUACAUACUGAAAUCGCUGCUGGCAUUAGUGUACAGAUAUAUACAGUGGUACCUCGGGUUAAGUACUUCAUUCGUUCCGGAGGUCUGUACUUAACCUGAAACUGUUCUUAACCUUUAGCUAAUGGGGCCUCCUGCUGCCACCGUGCCGCUGGAGCACAAUUUCUGUUCUCAUCCUGAAGCAAAGUUCUUAACCUGAAGCACUAUUUCUGGGUUAGUGGAGUCUGUAACCUGAAGCGUAUGUAACCUGAAGCGUAUGUAACCCAAGGUACCACUGUAUUUACAUCUAACCACAGAUGAUUCAGAGAUUGCACGCUAGUUUGUGGAUGUGACUGCUUUCUGUAUGGAAGGGUUUAUUAUUAUUAUUAUUAUUACCUGUGAAACAUCCCAAGGCAACCCCAGCUAGCUUCUCUUCCCCCUGCCCCCCCCCCCGGUUUUCUGGGAUUAGGGGGAAAUAGGUUUCCAAACACCCCCUGCCCAGUACCCUUUAUCUGAGACGUGGUGUCAUUUCUGAUCUGUGUUUCCCACAAUGUGCAUCUUGUAAAAACCGAGAUCAGAUUCCACCCUUUGAUUGAUUUCCCUCUUCCCCACCCCUUUCAUCUGGCUUUUCUGACCAAGAGGCUUUACGGCCAGGGGCCUGAAACUCCAGCAUGUGCAAAGUUGCCCUUCAUUUCCCAUUUUUCAGCCGUGACGCCAGCUGCUUUUCGAAAGGCAGGUGGGUUUUGAGAUUUCCUUCUGCUUGCCGAUGGAUGAACAGCUCUUAACCUUUCCCUCUGGUUCCAAGCAGGGGAAAAGAAGUGGCUCUCUUUAGGUUUGGGCGUCCGAGAAAUGCCAGGAUUCUAACAGCAACAAAUAAUUCCUUGGCGUUUUAAUACAGCAACCGUGGACUUGAGUUUAGAAAUCAAGACUGUUACUAUAAUGCACCAGGGCUGCAAUGCUAGAGAUUUAUUAUGGUGAUUAUUCAGGGAGAGCGCUCUUGAGAAGAGCACUGUGCAUAGAGACAAGCAUUAUUAUUUUUAUUAACAGGGUUGGGGUUCGUCACAACAAGGCAGAUUUCUGAUGUUUUUAAACCACCUUGUCCUGUAAUCACCAUGUUUAAUGCGGCAGCAGCAGUAGCCAGAAGCCCCACAUGGUUCACAAGGGGGUUCAAACCGCCAGUGGGGAUAUUGGCUUGUAUCCAACGUUUGUCAUACUCAGUGUUCGAAAUUUGCCAGGCACGUUUUGCAAGUGGCACGGGUCCAAUUGCAACUGCAUGGAGAUUUGUGGAUACCAGGCUGGCGAUGGGCAUCUCCAUCUGGCUGGCCCCUCCAGUUUUCUUAAGCAGGCAAGCAGAGUAGCUUAGUUUAUAUUCCACCUUUUCCUCCAAGGAGCACAUGAUUCAAACCCCACCCCCAAUCUUGGUUAAUCCCUACAACAACCCCUUGAGGUAGGUUAAGAGGCUGUGAGCGGACCAAGGUCACCCACUGAGGUCACCCUCCUGGGUCCUAGUUUGACACUCUCUUCUUCUUUCUUUGGCGAUCACUCGUAGCCGAGUAAGAUUGUCUUCCAUAAACACGGUUUUAGUAGUAAGUCCGUAAGUGACUGUGGAGGCCAAUUCUGGAUCCACACGUCCUUCCACAGUGGGGACAUUGGUUUCCGGCGGGAGUUCAUCACGGUGUGGAUUUGCCAAGCAUGCCUUCCUCUUAGCACGUUUUUCCCUUGCGUUCUGAGUUCGAGUGUCUUCAAAGCCCAUGACACUUUUGGUAAAGGCUGUUCUCCAACUGGAGCGCUCGCAGGCCAGUGUUUCCCAGUUGUCAGUGUUUAUACUACAUUUUUUAAGAUGUGCCUUGAGACAGUCUUUAAACCUCUUUUGUUGACAACCAAUAUUACGCUUUCCAUUUUUAAGUUCGGAAUACAGUGGUACCUCAGGUUAAGUACUUAAUUCGUUCCGGAGGUCCGUUCUUAACCUGAAACUGUUCUUAACCUGAAGCACCACUUUAGCUAAUGGGGCCUCCUGCUGCUGCCGCUGCACAAUUUCUGUUUUAAUCCUGAAGCAAAGUUCUUAACCCGAGGUACUAUUUCUGGGUUAGCAGAGUGACGCGUCUGUAACCUGAAGCGUAUGUAACCCGAGGUACCGCUGUAGUUGCUUUGGAAGACGAUAAUCAGGCAUCCGCACAACAUGACCAGUCCAACGAAGUUGAUGCUGAAGAAUGUUUGCUUCGAAACUGGUGAUCUUUGCUUCUUCCAGUACACUGGCAUUAGUUCACCUGUCUUAGGUCACCCUCCCAGGUCCUAGUUUGACACUUUCACCACUACACGACACUGGCUUCCUAGAGUAUUUCCAUUAUGGGCAACUAUAUAAAUUAAGCAGGUAAAUAAAUAUGGGGAAAGGAAAACGUCACUUAGAGAAGGAUCUGAAAUAUUUCCUUUGAAGCUUGAAUUUGUGUUAUUCUGGGUGGUUUCAUUUGAUGUUUUUAAUGUGUUGUAAACUGCUUUGAGAUUUUUUCUUUAAAAUAUAAAGCGCUAUAGAAAUAAAAUGAAUGCUAAUACUGGCAAUUUCAUUCAGAAAGAAGAUGGUGCGUAGACAUUCUCUGGUGGCGACCCUAACCGUGGUUUAAGGUGCCAUUUGGCGAUUAGCAUAAAUCUGAAGAUCUAACACUGGCAGGGAAGUAACAUGAAUAACAUGAAUAGUGAAGAGCAACUUUGGGUGCAUUCAUUUCAGGGUAAAACUUAGUUAUGUCUGUGUGUGCAGAAGCAGAGAGCGGUCAUUCUUUGAGAUGGAUUAAUUCGGGGUAAAAGGGGACAUGAGCGUGUUGCAAACAGUAUUUAAUUAGCCAAAGGACAAGAAUCUCAGAGAAGGAUUGGGGAUCCAUGGCAGAGUGCUUUCUUGGCUCAUGGUUGCGGGUUCAAUUCCUAACACUUCUGGUAGGACUGGGGAGAUCCUGGGGAGCUUCCACUGCCAGUCAGAGUAGACUCAAUAGAAGCUUUCCUUGCUGGAUCAGGCUCUGGCCCCCAAUGGUUCUCGCAGUGGACAGUUGGAUGCCUUUGGGAAAGAACGCAACAUAGGACAAGGAGGCAGCAGCACUGCCACAAGUGCGCAAGUUCCCUCCGGCCAUCUGCAUCCAGCGUUCGGGCUGGUGGAGGCUUUUCCAGGAGGGCAAACGGGUCGCUGUCCCACCAACCUCAAGUCCUCUUUAAGUCUCCGUCACCUACAUCCAGGGGGGUGAAUGAAACUGCCUGCCAGCUUCUUCCUCCCUCUGGUCCUCAGCAGGGAGGAGGAUUGGGGCAAAGCCAGGAUUCCUUGGAUGCCGUUGGCUGCAGCUGCACAUCCUGUGUGGGCUCCCAGCAUCCCACCUUACCUGUCUGAAUGGCACCAGCCAGUGAGGGCCGUGGCUUACACAGCCAAAACAACACCACCCAAGCGCAAAGGGGGUGUCAGUUGGAGACCCGGGGGAACCCUGAGGUUUGUAGAAGUACAAUAAAUCUUUAUUUUGAACGGGGGAAGGGGGUGGAAACAACCCAAUGCAUACUAAGUGUGAUGUUGCUGGUUGUUUUGUGGUGGUUUUCCAUAUAUCUCUAUCUCUAUCUCUAUCUCUAUCUCUAUCUCUAUCUCUAUCUCUAUCUCUAUCUCUAUCUCUAUCUCUAUACAGUGGUACCUUGGGUUAAGUACUUAAUUCGUUCUGGAGGUCCGUCUUAACCUGAAACUGUUCUUAACCUGAAGCACCACUUUAGCUAAUGGGGCCUUCUGCUGCUGCCAUGCCGCCGGAGCCCGAUUUCUGUUCUCAUCCUGAAGCAAAGUUCUUAACCUGAAGCACUAUUUCAGGGUUAGCGGAGUCUGUAACCUGAAGAGUAUGUAACCUGAGGUACCACUAUAUCUACCGGUAUAUCUAUAUCUGGACUGCCCUUCCCCAGAGGUGGUCACCAGGCAGUCCAUCAUCAUCAUCAUCAUCAUCAAUAAAAUAAAUAAACAAAACUUUUAUCAUUUAUACUCUACCCAUCUGGCUGGGUUUCCCCAGCCACUCUGAUUGGAGAAUACAGUGGUAUCUCGGGUUACAAACACCUCACGUGACAAACACUUUGGGUUACAGACUCCACUAACCCAGAAAUAGUACCUCGGGUUAAGAACUUUACCUCAGGAUGAGAACAGAAAUCGCAUGGCAGCAGCAAGAGGCCCCAUUAGCUAAAGUGGUACCUUAGGUUAAGAACAGUUUCAGGUUAAGAACGGAUCUCUGGAACGAAUUAAGUUCUUAACCCAAGGUACCACUGUAUAUCAUAAAACAGAAAGCUUAAAAUAAUUCUCAUGAGGUACAUAAUUAACAACAUCCCAGAAAUGACUUUAACCCAUCAGCUUCUUAAAAAACCAGUGGAAAAGGUGUGUGUGUGUUUGUGAGAUGGUGUGUUUUUAACCUAGUGUAUUUUCUUGUUCCUCUGAGCUUUUGGCCCUUAAUUUGGAGAGUAGCACUCUGACUUCUUUUCAUGGGAUGGGAUCUGUAGUCCUGGCUGCUUCUUCUUCUUCUUCUUCUUGUUAACUUUGUUUUCAGGCUUCUAUUUGAAUUGUUGUGUUUUUAGGUUUCAUUGUUGCUUUUUAUCUUAUUUUGGUGCAAGUUGCUUUGAGUUGCCUUCUAAGAAGGGGACAAACAAACAAAAUAAGUAAAUAAAUAGUAGAAUCUAAAGUUAGGGCAAGACACCCUUCAGUUUGGAGAUCAUUCCGCAGACAAGGCCUCAGGCUCAAAUUCCCACUAAGCUAGGAGGUUCACUGAGAGGCCAUGAAUCAGUCAGUCUGUCUCUAGAUAGCCUACCCCACAGGCUUAUUGGGAGGAUAAAAGUGGUUGAAGCAAAGCACCUUGUGUUUUGCCCUGAACUCCUUCCAAGAAAGGCAGAAUAUAAUAAUAUUCAUAAUCACCAUCUUCUAUAUAUUUUGGAAAGUUGCCUGUUUGCUAUUUGUAGGGACGUCUCUUUUAAAAACAUCUUAACCACGUUUUGCACGAUGGCUCCUGAGAACGAGGAGUGGGUUUGCUUCUGUGCUUGGAUACGGUUGGGCACCAUUUUGAAUCAAGAUGGCGGACGGAAGCUUUCCGAACCCUGGGUUUUUUGGUUUAUUAGAAUUCCCAGAUAACUCUGGGUUCGAGGAUGCUGGGAAUAAAUAAACGGGACGGGGAAGAAAAUGUUGCAGUGUCGUGUGCUUCCUGUUCAGGGUUCCGGCUAACCGCAAGUGCCCAUUUCCAGGACACUCCAUUUAUCUCCAUUUCCUGGAUCUUGUCCAGCAGCCACUCAGCAUUCUGUGUCCACUGAGCAUGCUCAGUUUGCAUUGGGCUGUUUUGGGGGCCUCCUUGCCUUUUAUUCCUUCUCCCCCCAACUUCCUGUAGAUUUCUGUGUACUUUUGCAAAUCUAGGGACUUCAGCAAGCUUGCUCUUGUGCCUAGGAUAGAGCUGUUUUUGGCUACAUAAGGACCAGCCCUUGGAGAGUGAGCUCGCUAUUAGCGAUAAUCCUCCCAGCUCUUGUUUCGUGAUCGCACCAGCGGUGGAGCCUUCAGUUCUGGUUUCUGCUUAGGGAGAUUUGCAGAUAAGUAGCUGAGGCUGCAAUUUGUCGAAGGCCGCACGCUACAUGUGUAAACGAACAAGGCGAAAUGGCAUUAGCGAUGCUCUCUGACCGCCUGACUCUCACAUGCACACUCAUUAGUAGAGAGAUGCGGCCGAUACCAGUUCCCUGACAAUUGCACCUGUAAAUACUCGUCUGCAAACAUUUUUUUGGUCUACCCACACAUUAAAUUCUCAUAUGUCCAGUCAAAAAAGGCUCCCAGAGCAACAAAGAAGACAGUCUAUGCCCUCAGAAUCUAAAAGGCACGACACAAAAGGAAAUGGGGAUGGGGAGGGAAAAGGAAAACAAGCAAACACAACCACCAGUUAAGCUAGUACAGUGGUACCUUGGGUUACAUACACUUCAGGUUACAGACUCCGUUAACCCAGAAAUAGUACCUCAGGUUAAGAACUUUGCUUCAGGAUGAGAACAGAAAUCGUGCUCCGGCAGCGCGGUGGCAGCAGGAGGUCCCAUUAGCUAAAGUUGGUGCUUCAGGUUAAGAACAGUUUCAGGUUAAGAAUGGACCUCCGGAAUGAAUUAAGUACUUAACCCGAGGUACCACUGUAAUUAUAAUUGAUCUGCUGGAGCGGAGGAGAUGUUGGCGCUUGUCUCUCAGCAAAAACAGUGGAACAGCCGCCGCUUUCUGUAUCUCCCUUUGCUGCAGCCUUUGUUCCUUUUUGAUUCACUGUCAGUAUUGUUAUUGUUUGUUAUUUAAUCAAAGUGAAAAGUCCCCUGCCCCAAGGAGUUUACAAUCUGCGUCUGGACCAUGGGGAGAUUGGGAACAUGAAAGGAGGGGGAAAUUGCCUAAGAAGAAAGGUAGAGGACAAGGCAACAAGUUGAUUUCCAACAUUCCUGGGUGUUUUGCUCCUUGCUGCACCAUUAUGGGGUAUCUCUCUCGGUAACUGUAAUAUUCAAUAGUUAACUAAGCCGACAUGUUAAUAAAGGCAACAUAUCAUUGAUGGAGCAUUCCACACAUUCAGGCGCCUCUGCCAAUAAUCACUCCUUGCGGGAUGCUGUGGCUGAAUCAGCAGUCUCUUAGAUGGAAACCUGUAGGGAGCUGAGGUGAAGUUGUCUGGGGCAGGGUAAAAUGAUGAACACGGCAAAAGGACAUUAAGAGCGUUCUCUGACAACCCAAUAUUCUCAUGUCCGUCGGGGCACAUUAAUCAACCCUUAGCGCAAGCUUAUCCCCCGUCGGUCUGUGGUUGCUUCAGGAAGGAUUCAGGUUUGAACACAAGCAGUUCUGUGCUGCUGCAGUUUUUCUGCUGCAGAACUGAGACUCUUUAAGUGGCUUGCCAUGCAAGUUUCUAGUCCUUAACAUGGUUAAGAAGACAAGCUUGGGAGUGGGGCCCAGAGGGAAGGCAGGCAGUAGGAUGGCUUCGGUAUGCGCCUCUCCAUGAUCUGGAAGAGCAAAAUAAGCAACUUGAUCCUGUGUUUUUGAGCUCAGUAGAUUUAUGUUUCUAGAUAAGUGAGCGUAGGUUGGCCUAAUCAAGAAUCUUCGCGAUAUAAAAGAGCAAGCAGCAAGCCUUUACAAAGAAAGAAAGAAAGCUGUACUGUAUUUGUAGGAGACCAGAAUGCCCCUAUAGUAACUUCCCACGAAUGGUGGCAGUUACCACAUUAACUCUGGAGUCCUAUACAUCUCAAUGCAGAACUACAGUCGUACCUUGGAAGUCGAACACCCUAGUUCUCGAAUGUUUUGGCUCCCGAAUGAUUGAAACCCGGAAGUGACUUCCAGUUUUCGAACGUUCUUUUGGAAUCGGAAUGCCCUACAGGUCUUCCGCGGCUUCCAAUUAGCUGCAGGAGCUUCCUUCAGCCAAUCAGAAGCCGCGCUUUGGUUUUGGAAGUCGAACGGACUUCCGGAACAGAUCGACUUCCAAGGUACGACCAUAUUUGUUUGCUUAUUAGCAUUUCUAAACCACUUAGUACUGAAAAGAUCUCUGAGUGGCACAGCGUGGGUAGCGCUGUGGGUUAAACCACAGAGCCUAGGGCUUGCUGAUCAGAAGGUUGGCAGUUCGAAUCCCCGCGACAGAGUGAGCUCCCAUUGCUCGCUCCCUGCUCCUGCCAACCUAGCAGUUUGAAAGCACGUCAAGGUGCAAGUAGAUCAAUAGGUACCGCUCCGGCGGGAAGGUAAACGGCAUUUCCGUGUGCUGCUCUGGUUCGCCAGAAGCAGCUUAGUCAUGCUGGCCACAUGACCUGGAAGCUGUACGCCGGCUCCCUCGGCCAAUAAAGCGAGAUGAGCGCCGCAGCCCCAGAGUCGGCCAUGACUGGACCUAAUGGUCAGGGGUCCCUUUACCUUUACCUUUAAGCGGCACAGAGAAACCCAACAUAAAUGCAAUAGGUGGGGGGCCACUAGGGGGCGCAUUGGAAGAUGGCCGACAAUACCAUCUCUCCGACCCACACGGGGUAAUUAAGAGGCUGUUAUGGGAGUAGGCAGCCUCCCUUGUUGCCCCAAGGAAAUGGGGAACACUGCCCUUGCCUGCUGUGCCCAUAAAUCACCCUCUAAUUUGAAAGAAGGGGGUGAGGGCCCUAGGCAGAAUGCCCCCGUGUGGACCUCGGCUCUCCUGGACGCUGUCUCUGAUCGCGCACUAGUUGCAGCAAUUUGGAAUAAUUAAUUACAGAAGAAGCAAAUGCACAUAUUUCAAGUGAAGAAGGGGAGUGAAGUCUGUUAAUUUAAGUGACCUCUGCGAAAGAAGACGACGGGCUGGAGAAACAGGAAUAUUUUACGAUGAAGAUACACCAAAGGCGGGGUAUGUUGACAACGGGGCUGAAUGAGGGGGGAAAACCUUUUUUACUUUCCUUCUAUGUGAUUUACAAGAACCCCUCCUCAUUAGAAUCGUCGGUUGAACUGACCCAAGCAGGAUGAUUAAGGUCUGUGUGGAGAUAAACUUUAACCAAAAGUAUGCUUUAUGGAGACUGAGAAGCAAUAAGAGCUUUUGGGAAUGGUGCAGCAAUUAAUUCAGAGUCGCCAUCUUGCCAAAGGAUUUAUAGCCGGGAGGAAGAACGGAUUUGUUUUCAGACAGCAUUCCUAGUGAAUCUCCUCAGAGGUUUUGAGAAAGGAGGCAGAUUGGUGAAGAUUAAUGACGCUAAGACUGUUUUGAUGUAUGGAAGUGAUGUUAUAUGGAAAACAUCUGGAUAUGGCUACUGGAUAAAAAAAAUAAUAUCCACGCAGGAUUACAAACUGUUCUAACCAGCUUGCGGAGACUAUCAGAGGUCACAAAGAGAAAGGAAAAAUAUAUGAAAAUAACAACAAGAGAUGUGGAAAAAUAAUAAGAAAGGACUGGAUAGUACUGUGAACAUCAUAAGGUUAGAUUUGUGGACAUUAAAACAGCAGUAAGAAGCAAGAAGUUGAUUGGAUCCCUUCGGAACUUGAAAUAUGGGUACCCCCAACAAAAAUUUAAAAUUCGGCUGUGUAAUUUGGAAUUUAUGUAAUUUGGUUUGAUUUGAUGUGAUUGGUUGAUUAAUAAAAAUUAUUCAUAAAUGCAAUGGGUGGCAUCUAGCUAACUUGUCGUCCCACCAACGCAAGGAUUUUCACUUGUGUAACGGAACUCCCCCCCUACUUUCCUCCGUGUGCACAUCCUGUGCCCUCCCCUGCUCCAGAGGGUGGGUGAGCCCCAGAACAGAUUUGGGGAGAAGGUUGAGGAGCUCUGUUGCAAAGGCAGAAGUCCUUGUGCUAAUGGAAUGUGCUACUUGGAAACCACCCAAUAAAUCAGUAUAAUAAAAACAAGAGAUAACAAACGUAAAAGGAGGAAAGCAGCAUCCUGAAAAAGAGAUUUAAAAAAAACCAUUCAGUAAUAGUCAGCGAAAGCCUGGGCAGAACAAGAUGUCUGUACAAGAUGUUUGGAAACAACUGAUGGAUGUUGCUUCUCAUAUGGCCCAAGGGUGAUGGUGGAAAAUGCCCAUUUUCGGGUUGCUGCUCUGUGAACUAUUUGAGUUCAGUGGGAAUUACUCUGAGCUAAAUGGGAAUAGGGUUGCAGUCUAAAUAGCUUUUAAAGAAUGCACCUGUGAAGGAUCACAAAAAUCCAUCCUCCAUGUUCUGAGAUGGUCUACCUCUGGCCACCAGAUGUUAAGGAUUUUUUUUUUUAAGGAAUGGGAAGUAUAUCCUCAUGGUGCCCUGCGUGUGACCUUCCAUCUGGCUGGCCACUGUCAGCUGAUAAAACAUUUGAGAUUAGUGGACUCUUGGCUUGACCUAGCACGGCAAUCCUCAUGUUCUUGGGGAGGAAACUGAGGCUCAGUGUAUUUUGAGAAGGCUUUGGCCUGAGGACAGAAUGCUGGUUAUUAUAUUACCCUGGACACAAUCAUCAGCUGAACACAGUCACUCCCUGCCCCAAUAAAGCUCAGGCCAUCUGCAAAGUACAGUGGUACCUCAGGUUAAGAACUUAAUUCAUUCCGGAGGUCCAUUCUUAACCUGAAACUGUUCUUAACCUGAAGCACCACUUUAGCUAAUGGGGCCUCCCGCUGCUGCCGUGCUGCUGGAGCACGAUUUCUGUUCUCAUCCUGAAGCAAAGUUCUUAACCCAAGUUACUAUUUCUGGUUUAGCGGAGUCUGUAACCUGAAGCGUCUGUAACCUGAAGCGUCUGUAACCCGAGGUACCACUGUACAUAUGGAAAGUCGUAGGCUCAAAGCCUCACAUCUUAGGCUAGCAGGUGAUGGGAAAGACCUUUCUCUGUCAGAGACCAUUGGAGAGCAGCUGCCAGUCAAGAGUGGACAGUGCCAGGCAAAAGUAGCUUCCUGGAUAGCGUUGCUGCUUUGGCAGGUGUGCUGGCCUGUUAUCUGUCUUUUCUUAGAUUUGCUAAGGCAGUUCAUAGUUCCAUGCUGGGCUGGGGAAUUUGUCUAUAGCUGUCAACUUUCAGUUUUGAAAAUAAGGGAUCAGCAGCCUCACCUGUCCCGGGGACAGUCUACGGAAUAUCUAACAAUCCGGGAUAGCAGUGGGAAGCGGCAGGAAACGGCGCUGGAAUAAGGGAAUUUCCCACAAAAAAAGGGAAGGUUGACAGCUAUGAAUUUGUAGCCCUCCGGGUGUUGCUGCCAAACACGACUCCCAUCAUCCCUGACCAGUUGUGGUACCACGUUAUCAGCUGGGGUGGUUGCUGUGCCCUGAAGAGUAAUGUGGAAGAGUAAAGGCAGCUUUCCCCUCCUUUUCUCAUAACCCCUGCAUGACCACCUUCGCUUGCUGAGAUUCUUUCUUUUGCAAUUAAGUUAAAUACCCAGGGGCUGCUGUGCCUUCCUUCGCAACUCCUCACGCCAUGUGGCAUUCUUUUCAUUACUACAGCUGUUGUGCUGUGCGUGGGUUGGGUUUUGUCACAUGCUGUGGGUUUGGUCUGCAAGGGAUAUUGCUGGGUUGUUUCGUUGGGCCAUUUUUAAGAAAGAGAUGGGACUUGUUUGGCGUCUUGGGAAAUCACGGGUUGCAUCCAGUUCUGCCGUUUGUCUCCUUCGGCGUAUUCGGAGAGGUGGACUGCGUCUGGAUAUGGAAAAAGAAAGACAUUGGUCAACUGAUGGCUAGAUAGAACCUCCAGUUUCAGAGUAAAUCUACUUCUGAAUAUGCCAAAGUAGACUUUGCAACAGAAAAGGGCUUGAUGAAUCUCACCCUCUCUCCAAGCAACGCUUGAUUUUCAGCAAAAGGCCCCAGAAUUCUCUCUUCUCCCACCCACCCCAUCUCAUUUUUAUUAUCAGAGGACAUUUAUUUUGGCAUAAGUGGGUGGUAUUCCAUGCUAGUCCUACUCAGAGUAGACCUACUGAAGUUACUAAAGGUAAAGGUAUAGGUACCCCUGACCAUUAGGUCCAGUCGUGGCCGACUCUGGGGUUGCGGCGCUCAUCUCGCUUUACAGGCCGAGGGAGCCGGAGUACAGCUUCCGGGUCACGUGGCCAGCAUGACUAAACCGCUUCUGGCGAACCAGAGCAGCGCACGGAAACGCCGUUUACCUUCCUGCCGGAGCGGUACCUAUUUAUCUACUUGCACUUUGACGUGCUUUCAAACUGUUAGGUUGGCAGGAGCAGGGACCGAGCAACGGGAGCUCACCCCGUCACGGGGAUUCGAACCGCCGACCUUCUGAUUGGCAAGUCCUAGGCUCUGUGUUUUAACCCACAGCGCCACCCGCGUCCCUUACUGAAGUUAUUAGAUAUGCCUAAAACAUCUUCCUUAGUUUCAGUGAGUCUUCCCUGAGUAGCUGGAGGCAAUGUCAUGGGAAUACACCAUGAGUGAACAUACUUCUCUCUUUUCACUCUUUGGCCGGGGUCCUGUGCCCUUAAGGACUGUGUAGCGGGCAGAAAUUCAGGUGCAGCUUCCCCCACUGCUGCAUGCUCGUGCAAGGAACUACUGCACCUGUUGAAUGUUGGCCUGAUGCCUGCAGAAAAAGGCCACCUUACUCACAUUGUGUCUUGUCUCACAAUCUUACGUGAUGGAAGUAAAAUUUAGUAAGGGACCGGAAAGUAUUUUUGCUUAGUAAAAAUGCUGUGGAGAGGCGCUGUAGAAAAAUGAUACUCAUGGGCUCAACAAGCAAGUACAGUGGUACCUUGGGUUAAGAACUUAAUUCGUUCCGGAGGUCCGUUCUUAACCUGAAACUGUUCUUAACCUGAAGCACCACUUUAGCUAAUGGGGCCUCCUGCUGUGGCCGCACCGCCCGAACCCGAUUUCUGGUCUCAUCCUGAAGCGAAGUUCUUUACCUGAGGUAAUAUUUCUGGGUUAGCGGAGUCUGUAACCUGAAGCGUAUGUAACCUGAAGCGUAUGUAACCUGAGGUACCACUGUAGUUGAUUUGUUUAGUGUGCCUGGCCCCAAAACUUCCGGUUACUGUAUAGUCAAGGAAACAAUGUUAAACUUAAGAAACAUGAAAACGCCAUGUGUUUCGGCCUUCACUCCCCUCCCAGCCUUUUUCACUUUAUUUGCUUAAAAACCAGUUUUCAGGAUUUGCUUUCAGGUGAAGUUUGCGCAGCACUGUAGUUUGGGGCCCUGAGUUCCCAAGCACCUGUCCUUUCAGUCAGAGGUAGUUUCCUCCCCCCGCCCCUUUGAAACUAUAAUUAUUAAAAGGCUAUUCAUUCAUUGUCAAAAUUUCCUCCCCUGUUUUAAGAUGAUUCCCACAAUGGAUGUGUCCUUUUUUACUAAGAGGGCUUUGCACCUUUUGGCAUGGAUAUAGUUGUACGAGAUUGAUGCAUCUUUCUGAAGUUCUGUUGAUCUGGCACAAUUAAAGAGCAUAAUGCUCUUCAGUGUUUUUCAAAAAAAUCUAUUCUGAAAGUUUGCCCUCUUGGUAACUGCCCAGAUUGGAGAAAUCUGAAUUUUGAUCGGGACAAAAGUAAAGUUCUGUACUUAGGCAGGAAUAAUCAGAUGCACAAAUACAGGAUGGGUUGACUGCACUACAUGUGAAAAGGAUCUAGGGGUCAUAGUAGACCACAAACUUAACAUGAGUCAACAGUGUGAUGCAGCAGCAAAAGAAGCUAAUGCUAUUCUAGGCUACGUCAACAGGAAUAUAGUGUCCAGAUCAAACAAUAAAAAGGUAAAGGGACCCCUGACCAUUAGGUCCAGUCGUGACUGACUCUGGGGUUGCGGCGCUCAUCUCGCUUUAUUGGCCGAGGGAGCCGGCGUACAGCUUCCGGGUCAUGUGGCCAGCAUGACUAAGCCGCUUCUGGUGAACCAGAGCAGCGCACGGAAACGCCGUUACCUUCCCGCCGGAGCGGUACCUAUUUAUCUACUUGCACUUUGACGUGCUUUCGAACUGCUAGGUUGGCAGGAGCAGGGACCGAGCAACGGGAGUUCACCCCGUCACGGGGAUUCGAACCGCCGACUUCUGAUCGGCAAGUCCUAGGCUCUGUGGUUUAACCCACAGCGCCACCCGUGUCAGAUCAAAGAAUAGUCCCGCUCUAUUCUGCCUUGGUCAGACCACAUCUGGAAUACUGUGUCCCGUUCUGAUGCCAGCAUUUAAGAAGGAUAUUGGCAAGCUGGAACAUGUGCAGAGGAAGGCAACCAAGAUUAUCAGGGUUCUGGAAACAUAGCCUUACGGAGGAACAGUUGAGGGAGUUGGAGAAGAGAAGAUCGAGAGAUGAAAUGACAAUCAUCUUCAAAUCAUCUGAAGGGCUGUCACCUGGAAGUCUGGAGCAAGCUUGUUUUCUCCUGCUCUGAAGGGUAGGACCCAAACCGUUCAAAUUACAAGGAAGGAGAUUCCGACUCAACAUUAGGAAGGACUUCCUGACGUUAAAAGCAAUUUGUCAGUGGAACAGGAUCCCUCAGAAGGUGGCAGACUCUUAUUCAUUGGAUGUUUUUAAGUAGAGGUUGGAUAGCCAUUUUUCCCCCGGGGAUUCUUUAGUUGUGAUUCCUGCAUUGCAGGGGGUUGGACUAGAUGACCCUUGGGUCCCUUCCAAUUCUACGCUCCACUGAAGGGACAGCAUAUGCAUCCUUUAAAAAAACCACAACAAAAAACCAGAAAUCUAACCAAUGCCUAGCCCACGAGAAAGAAAGUAUUAAAGCCAUUAAAAGGAAACGAGCUAAUAAAAAGCGUGUUUGGAGGGGGAUCUCUAAGUGGUUAUGGCUUAAGUUUAGGGAAUCCUGCUUUCGGAGGAGGCUGGUGCAGAUAAUCCCUCCUUUCCAAAUUUAUGAAUCAUGUAGACGCACUGGCUGGAGCCGUGCAUGAUGGGAGGAGGAGGGGGGCUUGAGUUCGGGUCUUGGCACGAGGGGCCUCGUCCUAGCAAGAGAGCUGGACUCUUGCCAAAAAGGUGCAGUGGAGAAUAUGCGAACACCAAAAACACUAAAAAAGAAAGGGUGAUGUAAUUGACAAUUGCCUAAAUGUAACCGUGCAAGAAUUAAUGUAAGGUCCAUUUAUAUCGCAGACUCUACCCUGCGCAUUGCAAUGUUUUGCGGAAAAUAGAAAGCAAAGUUGCCAUUUUAACGUGUACUACCCAGUAUCUCAAAACGCAAACACUGGCCUCUGAUGAGAAACAGCCAAUGCUACCUGUAGCACAGCAGUGCUGACCCAUUCAAAUGCUGUGACUGCAUUCAGAAAUAAUGCUAAACCAGAGUUUAUUGUCAUGGGCAUAGCUGUCAACUUACAGAUUUGAAAAUAAGGGACCAGCAGCCUCGAAAAUAAGGGAUCAGCAGCCAAAAUAAGGGAUCAACAAUUACUUUGAUAAAAUACAUAUUUUGUUGCAUGCAAAUGGCUUUAGAUACCUAUUAGGUCCAUAAAUUACCAUAUAGCAUAUAUUCAACACAAAAAAACAGCAACAAUUUGUUGUUGACAAAGGACAGCUGGACAUAGAAAGGACCCCAUUACCUUCAGUAGCUUAUUUAAGGGACAUCAUCAAUAACGGACAGCAGCAGGAAAUGGCGCUGGGAUAAGGGACUGUCCCGCUAAAUAAGGGACGCUUGACAGCUAUGGUCAUGGGGAUGAGCUGCCAAGAGUCUUUGCUCUCCCUCCUCUCCUUCCUUCACUCCUGGGGAGAGGAAAUUAGAAGCUUCCAACUGAGAUCAGUUUGCUGUUUGAGUGCAAACCACAGUUUGCUGGGUUCAGGCACAAUGGCGAGCUCUGACUAGCGGUCAAAUGCAACUACAGUCGUACCUUGGUUCUCAAAUGCCUUGUGACUUGAAUGUUUUGACUCCCGAACGUCGCAAAGCCGGAAGUGAAUGUUCCGGUUUGCGAACGUUCUUCGGAACCUGAGUGUCCGACGCGGGUUCCGAUUGGCUGCAAGAAGUUCCUGCAGCCAAUCGGAAGCUGUGCCUUGGUUUUCGAAUGUUUUCGGAAGUCAAACGGACUUCCGGAAUGGAUUCCAUUUGAGAACCAAGGUAUGACCGUAAAAGCUCCUGAUUUCCCCUUACAGAUGAAGGAAGGCGAGGAAGCAGUGCAUAGGCCCUGGGCUUAUGACUGCCCUCUGCGCAUAAUGUUGACAUAUGAUUUAAUUUUGCAUUUGAAAGCAGCCAGUAUGUAUCUGGCAAUAACAUCAAGAAUUUGUAUGGGUCAGCACAAUGCAGUAACUCCCCCUCCUGAAGUAUGUGUUUGAAAUAUUGAGGAUUCGUAUUCUAUGUAAACGUCUGCAAUUUUAAAAUAUUCUCUUUAUUAGAUGCCCGAAUCCUGUGCUGGCAUUUGCAAGGGAGAAGCGGAGUAUAUGGGUGCUUAACCCUUUCUCUACCCUUCCAACCGUGCCUUGGUUUCUGAACGUUUUCCCCCAAACAGCUGAAGGUGGUGUACAAGAGUCUUCGACUCCUCACAACAGUCUUAUGAGUUAGGUUCGGCUGAGAGAUGGGGACUAGUGCCACCCAGUGAGCUUCAUGGCUGGGUGGGAGAUUUGAACCCAGGCCCUAACCCAUGGGUAGGCAAACUAAGGCCUGGGGGCCAGAUUUGGCCCAAUCACCUUCUAAAUCCGGCCCGUGGACGGUCCGGGAAUCAGUGUGUUUUUACAUGAGCAGAAUGUGCCCUUUUAUUUAAAAUGCAUCUCUGGGUUAUUUGUGGGGCAUAGGAAUUCGUUCAUUUUUUCCCCUUUUCAGACUAUAGUCCAGCCCCUCACAAGGUCCGAGGGACAGUGGACCGGCCUUCUGCUGAAAAAGUUUGCUGACCCCUGCUCUAACCACUACCCUACAGUGGCUGUUGCAGGGCUUAGGGAAGGCCACCAGACAGGACGGCAGUUGCCAUUUGCUUUGUAAAAGGCAGAGUUGCGAGGGUCGGAUUUUAGCAUUGAAAGGGAUGAACGGGUAAAGGGGGAGCUAAACUUUCCUCCCGCAGCCUUAAUUUCCCUUUUCAGCUCACUUCCAGUACGAGAGGUAGACUGGCAAAAAAGCAGGAGGGGAAAGAGUUCAGGCAGAGGAUUUUGGUGAGGUAAAGCGAGGGAGGGAAGGGUUUAGUUCCCCUCGCUUGCGUGCCCUUAUAGAUGCUAAAAUUAGACCCACCCACCUGCUUUGAAAACAUGAGCAGGGCUGUCAAGUGAGCAAGCAAAUACGGUUCCCGCCAUUGUGUCUAGCUGAGCCCUGAGAUAUGUGAAGUGCUUUGAGCAAUCCUAAAUAAUUGUACAGUGGUACCUCGGGUUAAGUACUUAAUUCGUUCCAGAGGUCUGUUCUUAACCUGAAACUGUUCUUAACCUGAAGCACCACUUUAGCUAAUGGGGCCUCCUGCCACCGCCACGCAAUUUCUGUUCUCAUCCUGAAGCAAAGUUCUUAACCCAAGGUACUAUUUCUGGGUUAGCGGAGUCUGUAACCUGAAGCGUCUGUAACCCGAGGUACCACUGUACUAUUAUUCCCCACUCGCUGUUAACAUUCAGCUGCAAAAUGUGGGUAUUUUGUGCAGGGCUAGUGGGGGCUUUUGCUUUCUCUUGUUGCAUGACUUACGUUUCAAAUUCUCGACAGGGAUAUGUCAAGGCGAACAGGUGGAGAGAUCCAUGGGGGGAAGGAAUUGUUUCCUGUGGGCUUUAUCUCUCAAGCUUUAUUGAUGGCGUGACUCCACAUCUAGGCCCCUAAUCCGACCCCUUCCCCUAUUUGAAGCUAGACAGCGUCACAGUGUGAAAUUCUGGGCAGUCCAGAAAGGGAGUUACUAAUAAACAGGAUGCUGGGGCUACCUUCGCUAUAGGGCAGCAAAGGCCACCCUAUAAUUAGAAGGGAGCAUUGCUUGGCGGUGACGCAGAAGUCACGUAAUCCCACAUGGAGCCCCUUAUUCCGAAUUGCUUUUCUUUUCUAAAACUGAUCUCCAGGGAACAGCAGUGGUGUUAGUCGUACCCAAGAGUAGACCCAUUGAAAGUAAUGAACACAACUAACGUAGGCCCAUUAAUUGCACUGGGUCUAACCAGGGUGGAUUUGAUUUAAAUCAAAUCAAUUUAAAUCACGAUUUAAAUCACGAUUUAAUUCACUAGUCGGUAAGACUUGAUUUAAAUUUUUUUUUUUUAUUUAACAGAAAGACUCAUUCUUGCUGGUACAGUGGUACCUCUGGUUACAGACGCUUCAGGUUACAGACUCUGCUAACCCAGAAAUAGUACCUCGGGUUAAGAACUUUGUUUCAGGAUGAGAAUAGAAAUUGCGCGGCGGCAGCAGGAGGCCCCAUUAGCUAAAGUGGUGCUUCAGGUUAAGAACAGUUUCAGGUUAAGAACGGACCUCCGGAACGAAUUAAGUUCUUAACCAGAGGUACCACUGUAUAAUCUUAAUAUUUACAACCAGAUGAAGGUUUCAUUUUUGGAAUAAUAAAUUUUCAGAGUAGUUUUUACAGUUAUAUCAAAAAUUACUGAUUUGGUUAUACUAUUGGAAAUACAUAGACAGAUAAUUAUGAAAUUAUUGUGAGGUUUAAUAAGUUAACUGUUUAUAUUUGGACAACUUUUCUGCUGUACUUUAUUGGAAGGAGAAAAAUAAUCAUUUCCUUAAUAACAAUUUAUUUAACUAAAGCAAUAACAUUAUAGCAUAUGUAUCCAUGUUUGUUAACUGAUGUGGUUAAACUUAAAAAAACAAAAACAAAACUUAGACUGAGUUUUAACACACAUGAAAAACUUAAAACAAAUCCUUAUAGGAUUUCCCGAUGAAUAGCCUUUGGACUAUAAUGUAACUUAAACAGAAAACUAUCUUUAGAAGAUUUUUUCCUCCAGAAGCAUUUUCUUUUAAAAAUCAAAUUUAAAUAAAAAUAAUCUAAUUUAAAUGGGAUGCGGGUGGCGCUGUGGUCUAAACCACUGAGCCUAGGGCUUGCCGAUCGGAAGGUCGGUGGUUUGAAUCCCUGCGAUAGGGUGAGCUCCUAUUGCUCUGUCCCAGCUCCUGCCAACCUAGCAGUUUGAAAGCACGCCAGUGCAAGUAGAUAAAUAGGUACUACUCCAGCAGGAAGGUAAACGGCAUUUCCGCGCACUGCUAUGGUUCUCCAGAAGCGGCUUAGUCAUGCUGGCCACAUGACCUGGAAAAACUGUCUGCGGACAAACGUCGGCUCCCUCGGCCAGUAAAGCGAGAAGAGCGCCGCAACCCCAGAGUUGUCCGUGACUGGACUUAACAGUCAGCGGUCCCUUUACCUUUUAAAUCCAAUUUAAAUCCAAAUAAUCCAAUUUAAAUUUAAAAAAUCUGAUUUUUUAGAUUUUUUUUUUAAAAAAUCAUUGAUUUUUACCCACCCUGCGUCUAACCAGUCAUGUCCCGUUUUUUGGUCUGGCACUUUGGCGCGAUUCAGCUGGCCGGAGCGCCAGAACAAAAGGCCCUCAGGUUUUUUGGGGGGUUUCGUGCUCUUGCCCGAGGCGUCCCGAUUUUGAUCCGCGGGAUAUUGGAGGGUGUGUUGCUCUGAAUGGAACUUUGUUGGACGCAGCACUCUCUGUUGCUGUUUACACGAGACGGAAACGAUGCUACCAAUGUCACGUUUCAAGAACACAAAAUUAUUUAUGGAUGUGUCGCUCCAGAAACUGAGGCCGCAUUCACACCAAUGCAUUUAAAGCACUUGAAAGAGUCAUGACAUUCCCCCCUAAGAAUUCUGGGAUCUGUAGUUUGCUAAGAGACUUGUUAUGAGGCCCAGAGUUCCCUGUGAAAAGGGACUGGUUGUUCAGCCAUUCUGAUAACCAAAGCAGGACGGCAGUCUCCUAACAACUCUCAGCACCCUUACCAAAACAGAAAGAACCUUAAUUUUCCCUGUUUUCUUAAUUUGGAGUCCCCAAAAACGGAGUCUUAUACACGGGGGCGUCUUUAUGCAGCACGUAGUUGAGCUAUGGAACUCGCUGCUACAGGAUGCGGUGAGAGCCGCCAACCUAGGUGAAUUAAAAAGUGGAUUAUGGGAAGUCUUAAUAAAAUCUUAUUUAAAGAGGAUUAGACAAAUUCAUGGAGGACUGUCAAUGGCUACCAGCCAUGAUGGCUGCGCUCUGCGCCCACAGUUGGAGGCAGUGAUGCUUCUGAAUACAAGUUGCUGGAAACCACAGGAGGGGAGAAUGGUCUUGUGUUCGAAUCCUACUUGCUGGUUUCCCACAGGCAUCUGGUUGGCCAGUGUGAGAACAGAAUGCUGGACAAGAUGAGUCCCUCGCGUGAUCCUGCAGGGCUCUUAGGUUCUCAUCAGCCUCAUCAUCAUUUUGUUUGUAUGCCGCCUUUCCAUAUUUAAAACAUGACAAGAUACCUCUGGUUACGAACUUAAUUCGUUCCGGAGGUCCGUUCUUAACCUGAAACUGUUCUUAACCUGAGGUACCACUUUAGCUAAUGGGGCCUCCCGCUGCCGCUGCGCAUUUUCCGUUCUCAUCCUGAGGUAAAGUUCUUAACCCGAGGUACUACUUCUGUGUUAGCGGAGUCUGUAACCUGAAGUGUUUGUAACCCAAGGUGUUUGCAACCCAAGUUACCACUGUACAUAAUUACAAACAUAACAGAAGUUGUAAACAAUAAAUAAAACACAUCAAAAAGCACACAACCAAAUGGAAACAAUUUCCAUGUACACCAUAAGAGCUAAAACUAAAAAUACAACAAUAAUAUCAGUAACAGCAACAACCUCUCCCCAAAACAAUACUCCAGCCCAAGAAUCUGUUCAACACCCUCAGCUUUUGUAGCGGGAGUCAGUCAGCACUCCACUCUCCCAGGCCAGAUGGGAAAAGGCCAGCAAGGCAGAGUGCAGGUCUUCCAGGGCUCACAGCCGAGAUGGUCUCAUUUAAAACAACACAGAGGAAAAUUUAAAAACAAUUUAAAUGCAGCUGCAAGCCAGGCGGAAAGAGGCAAGGUCCUUCAGACCCUCAGCAAGCAAUCCUCCCUGAUUGAGAGCCAGUGUGGUGUAGUGGUUAAGAGCGAUAGACUCGUAGUCUGGGGAACCGGGUUCGCUUCCCCGCUCCUCCACGUGCAGCUGCUGGGUGACCUUGGGCCAGUCACACUUCUCUGAAGUCUCUCAGCCUCACUCACCUCACAGAGUGUUUGUAGUGGGGGAGGAAGGGAAAGGAGAAUGUUAGCCGCUUUGAGACUCCCUAGGGUACUGAUAAAGCGGUAUAUCAAAUCCAAACUCCUCUUCUUCUUCUUCUUCUUCUUCUUCUUCUUCUUCUUCUUCUUCUUCUGUGCAUGAUGUGCUACUGUUACUAACCGCCAUUGAAAAGGCAUAGGAUCUCGAAUGGAAACUGACCACAGGGGAACAAUCUGAUACAGAGUUAGAUUAUUGGCCCAUUCAACCCAGUAUUCUAGAUUUGAGCUCCUCCUUUUUAUUGUGAUUUGUGCACUCGAUGCUGUCAGGGUGGUUAUACAUGACCCCUCGUCCAGUAUUAUUUGCGCCUGCAAACGUUUUAUUUAUUUCUUUUUAAAAAAUUUACACACCACUAAUUCACAAACAAACUGUCAAAGCGGUUCAUGACAACUGUACACGAAACCGUACAAUACAAAACCAGUAAGUUAACUUAUCAGUAAGUUAAAAUCAGAGAAAUGACAUAGCUACGGUGGAUGUGUUCUUAAUUGCCUGUAUAAGACCGAUAGAAAAGUUUUCAGCAGGUGUUAAAAGUUGGGGUGGUCUCAUGGCUUCAUUUCCAGUCAGUGCAUGUCCUGUAGCUUCCUGCUGAAAUCCUGCCACUAUUCAUACCGCAAAUGCUGUGGGUUUUUAUUUUAGUUGUCCUGCUUUUAUUGUGAUUUGGCUUCUCCAGACAGCAAUAGUAUGAUAGCAUUGGGCAACUAAGAUAAAGAUAAAAAAAGGACCCCAGGCCGGUUAAGUCCAAUCAAAGGCAACUAUGGGGUUGCGGUGCUCAUCUCGCUUUCAGGCCGAGGGAACUGGCAUUUGUCCACAGACAGCUUUCCGGGUCAUGUGGCACACAUGACUAAACCGCUUCUAGCACAACGAGAGACCGUGACGGAAGCCAGAGCGCACGGAAAUGCCAUUUAGCUUCCUGCCGCCGCAGUACCUAUUUAUCUACUUGCACUGGCGUGCUUUCAAACUGCUAGGUUGGCAGGAGCUGGGACAGCAAUGGGAGCUCACCCCUUCACGGGGAUUCAAACCGCCGACCUUCCGAUCGGCAAGCCCAAGAGGCUCAGCGGUUUAGCCAACAUCACCACCCGCGUCCCUGCUAAUAAAGCAGAAAGAGCCACCAAUACAUUUUAACGUCAAGAACAUUUCAAACAGCAAAUGGGACUUACUGCACUGCAGUAUAAUUUGUACUGCUCAAGUGUAGCUGGCUCAGACCCCAUAUAUUGGAAUGAAAUGGAUUGCUUCUCCUCUGGGUUUUACAAUUUGCGCCGUGAGCCAAGUUCUUAGGAGCAUUUAUCAAACCAAAUGAAGAGAAGAUGAAAGAAUUGGAUGGAAAGGGCGAUCUAAUUAAACAGAUGAUACAUAUGAGCAUCUAAAUGCUGAUUGGCGGAUGCUUUCAUGAGGCUGGAUCAUGAGAUAUCAUGUCAUAAUUUCCAAUUCACUUCCAGCUCAGUUUUUUUUUUAAGUAUUCACUGGCUGAAUCCUGGUUGACCUUGCUGCACUGCAAGGAACAGAAGGAGACUACCAAAAAGUGUCCUGGGACAGGCAUUGGGGGGGGGGUUAGUAUUGAAGAGCACCUCCAGAUUUAUUCUGAUUUGCUUGCAGGGAGGUUAGAUGACAUUGCAUCAAAGCAGGUGUUAUCUCACACUUCCCCCCGCCACUUUCCUUAUUGCAAAAAGUCCGUUCUUUGGGGCAAGCGGGUUUGUUAUGUGAGGCCUCCCAAUCAAUUAUAAUUUUGCAACCUGAAUUUGCCAGGAUGUGGCUGAAUCUCACUGGAAGAUAGUGACAGUCUUGAAGUACCAUAUAGCAGUUAAGAUUGACAACUUUCGUACAGGCCCGUCUCCUGUGACUUGAACACUAACCUGUAUAUUAUUCUUAUUUAUCAUUAUUAUCAGUUUCACAAUAGAAUUAUGGGGGAGGGAGGGGGUUCUCCAAGCAUCUAUAUUGGAACUAAUGCUUUUUCACAUGUUUAUAAAUGGUGAAAUUAGGGAUAACAGACAUGGUAUCCUCUGCUGGUGUGGACCACAACUCUCAUAAUCUCUGAACAUUAGCUAUGUUGUCUGGGGCUGAUGGCUGGAGUCUGGAAACAUCUGCAGAGCAUCACAUUUGUUACCUGCGAGCCAUAACCUGGCUGCAUUUGCUGAUGAUAUCAAAGCUAGCAAAUUUUGAAAUUUGAAAGGAACAGCUUUCCCCGCCUUCAAAUAAAUGGGUGAAUUAAAAAUUGAAAUGUAGGUGAAUUGUCGUGAGUCCUGGGUGCUUCAAGUUUCUGGGUGCAAAUCUGUGGUUUUAGGAACGGAAAUCUGAGCUGUUCACAAUACCUGACUUUGUGUUUCAUGGUAAAUGCGAAAUCCCACAAUGGAAUCUGAACUUUGCAGCUGGGAAUUGCACGUGACUUGACAUUCCAGCAGUUGCGAGCUUCUGAAAUGUGUGGCUUGCAUCUGUCCUUCUGAAUGCACCCCUUCCUGAUUCAUUUUUGCUAGAAAAUGAUCUGACCUUUUUGCUAUAAGAGGUAUUUUCAUAGCCUUGCUUAAUUCUUUCAUCCAUCCUUGUUUUCCUUCUGGGGAAUGUUGUUUGCUUAUGCAGUUAAGCCUGUUGCUAGAGAUUGGCUUCUCUCUGUAUGUGUGAAAGCUGAAGGGCAAAAGUCUAGAAAGGGAGUGGUGAGUUAUGUUAAGUGGAGGUUUUUGUGUGUGAAUAUUGGAGAGGAGACAAGCAUUUUCAUUCUCUCAGCAAGUUCAGCAUAUCUAAGAACUUGGCAAAAAAAUAUAUGUAAAGAGUUUGGUUUGGAGGAGUGCGAAACUGCCUUCUUUCUUGGACCAGCAGUCUCUAGAAUGGACAUACAGUGGUACCUUGGUUCUCAAACGCCUUGGUUCUCAAACAACGUGGAACCCAAACACUGAAAACUCGGAAGUACGUGUUCUGGUUUGCGAACUUUUUUCAGAAGCCGAAUGUGCUCCGUUUUGAGUGUUACGCUGAGGUCUGUCUGAUUUUGCUGUUUAUUUUGCGUUUUUGCUUUUGUGGCUCUUUGUUUUGUUUUUUUGGCUGUGUGAACCCAGUUCAGCUACCGACUGAUUGAUUGUGUGACUGCAGUACAUUGUUUAUUGCUUUCAUUUAUGGAUCAAUGGUAUCGUUAGAUAGUAAAAUUCAUGUUAAAUUGCUGUUUUAGGGGUUGUUUUUAAAAGUCUGGAACGGAUUAAUCCGUUUUGCAUUACUUUCUAUGGAAAAGCGCGCCCUGGUUUUGUAACGCUUUGGUUUUGGAACCGACUUCCGGAACAGAUUUAGUUUGAGAACCAAGGUACCACUGUCAUCAGUCCAGACUGAAAAACAUGGUAGGGAAAGCUGAUUGUCCCCCAGCCGACCACUCCAUUGUUCAAAAUGAAAGGAUCCCCCCCCCCAUACUUUUUAAUAGCCUGGCCGUGGAUGUGGAACAAUAAGGGCUUGCUGAAUGGACCAUUCAGCUGGUCUGCAUUUAAAACUUCCUUGGAAUGCAAGUCACAUUCUGCCCAAGCUGGGGUCCGGAGACAGUUUUGCUCACUCUCACCCUUAGCACGUGUGACUCUGAGACGAUUUGGAAAGUUGGUGCUCUGGAGGAAGGAGGAGGAGGAGGAGGAGGAGGGAUGGGUGGUUCUGUCAAUUUUGGUUCUUCUCAGCUUCUCGUUUUUCCAGUGUUUAGCUUACCGCACUUCCACAUCGGUUUGCAAUAUGUUUUUUUAAGGCCUUGUGAAAAUUCCACACCGGUUUGCGGAAUUCUUUCUUUAAAGGCCUUCUGAAAACGAGUGAACAAACAAAUAAAUAGUACAGUAGAAAUAAAUAGUACAGUGUAUGCAUUUUUCUACAUGUUAAUGCAGCUGGAGACUGUACUUGGUGGGGCAGUGCAGCCAGAUGGGUGGGGUGUAAAUAAAAGAAUAAUAAUAAUUCCGGGUAAUUCAGGGAAGUGCCAGUUUUAAAGUACAGUGGUACCUCGGGUUACAAACCCCUCAGGUUACAAACUCUUCGGGUUACAGACUCCACUAACCCGGCAGUAGUGCCUCGGGUUAAGAACUUUACCUCAGGAUGAGAACAGAAAUUGUGUGGCGGCACCGGGAGGCCCCAUUAGCUAAAGUAGUACCUCAGGUUAAGAACGGUUUCAGGUUAAGAACAGACCUCUGGAACGAAUUAAGUUCAUAACCAGAGGUACCUUUGUGUUUGGUCUACGAACGCCUAGGGACGUGCAAGCUGAAUCAAAUCUCUCCCCCAUCCCUAAGAAAGAGACAGGCAGCCUUUUUGAGGUGGGUGGGGGAGCAUGGAAGGCGGAAGAGUGGGACAUAAAUUUAAUAAAUAAAACCAGAGGUUAAAGGAUCUCGGCCUCUGUCGCAGCCUUCGAUCGUUUCCCUUGAGCAGGGACCCACGAUGACGUCCAGCCCUAUAGCCUGUUUAAUAUAAUGGUUAAUUCUCUGCUGGCAGGGAGUCAGGACUGUAGGGCAUCCACAGAGCUUUGCAGCUUUCCACAGCAGGCCAGUUAAGCUGGGCUGGCACUGGGAUCCCAGCUGCCGGGCAUUCUUGCCUACAUAGCUGGGAUUCCUUGCCUUCCUUACCCCUUCAGCGCAUUUUGCGGUUUUUUCUUUCUUUCUUUCUCCAGGAGGCCCUGGGAGAUAUCUGGGUUGCAGGGGGUUAAAAACCAGCUGGGCGACAUGAGGACACCCUCAGCUGCUGACAGGAGCUGGGGGUGGAGUGGGGGGGGGCAAGAGACAGCAGCAGCACCCCAAUUUGUUAUCUGACGGACGUCCCUGCAGGGGUUACCCUUUAAUCCCUCUGAGGCUUAAUAUGAGCCAGAGUUUAGCCCCAUAACAUGUUUUUAAUGUUUAGAGUUCAGCCCAAGGCCACCAUUUCAGGUUUAAGUACAUUUCAGUGGCGGGUUGGUGGGAGACUCAUAGCAAAAGUUCAGUGGCCUGCUCUUGGGUAUAUACCGUAUUUUGCGCUCCAUAAGACGCACUUUUUCCCUCUUAAAAACUAAGCGGAAAAGCCUGUGCGUCCUAUGGAGCGAAUGCAGGGGGGAGGCAGGCAGGAAAAGCCCCCAAGAGCUGCACACAAGCUUCGCACGGCUCUUGCGGGCUUUUCCCCAGGAGGGAGAAGGGACCGCCGCUCCCUGACCUGUUCUGGGGGCUGGGGUCGGGGGAAGCUUGUGCCCUGCGGCUAAAAAGGAGAAGCCUGAAACCUGAAGCCCCUGCAGCACAGCGCGAACUGCCGCUGCGCUCAAGGGGCUUCAGGCAGCUAUCCGCAAGCCUUUGGAGCGCAGCGAGAGUUCGCGCUGCGCUCAGAAGGCUUGCGGAUAGCCGCCUGAAGCCUGGAGAGCGGGAGGGGUUGGUGCACACCGAUCCCUCUUGCUCUCCAGGCUUCGCUUCGCUGGAGAGGCGCUGCACAGUUUUCCCUCUCUGCGCAGCGCCCCUUCAGUGAACGGGAGGAGAAAUGGAAGGGGCUCCGUUUCUCCUGCCGCUUCGCUGAAGGGGUGCUGAGCAGAGAGGGGGAGAAUCCCCCCCCCCGUUCUCCCCCUCCUAUGGUCCGGUGCGUCCUAUAGAGCAAAAAAUAUGGUAUUUGUGGUUUCUCUGCACGGUUCAAUUUCCCCCUCCUUAUCAGUAAUAAUGAUUAUGAUAUAAUAGAAUCAUCAUCAACAACAACAACAACAGUGUUCUACCUCUUCUCCAACCUGCUCUUGGACAUAUUCACAGCUUUUACACUGUUUUAAAAACAUUAUUAAUAUUACUACCUCAGAACCUUCUGGAACCUCAGAAGCCGAACACCUUUGAACUUGGACGUUUCAGUUCCUGAGCGAUUGAAACCCGAAAGUGAUUGUUCCGGUUUCCAAACAAUUUUCGGAAGCUGAACAUCUGGCGCGGCUGCUCCUGCAGCCAAUCAUAAGCUGCGCCUUGGUUUUUGAACUGUUCCGGGAGUCAAAUAGACUCCUGGAACGGAUUAAAUUCGAAAACCAAGGUACGACUGUAUUAUUCAUAUUUCUUUCCUACCUUUCAUUUAGGAUACGUAUAAGUCCAGAUUUUCUCUCCCUCACCCUUGCAAUUUAUCCUCACAACAACCCUGUGAGGUAGAUUAGGUUGGGCACAGUGAUAGUUUCUAGCCCAAACUUCAACCAGUGAGCUUCAGAGCUGACACAGGAUUUUUAAAGGUCUUUGUUGGGGUUGCUGACUUACAGCUUUCAGUGUUAUAGGUUCUCCAGAGAAGAAUCACAUUAAGGACAGUGUUCUGCCUCCUGCUUCCUCUGAAAUCUGGAGUGGAGAACCUGUGGCUCCCAGAUGUUUGCUUCCAGCUCCCAUCAGCUCCAGCCAACAUAGUAAAGGACGAUGGAAGCUGAAGUCCAGCAAUACACCCCUGCUUUAAACAGACCCAAACAACACUAAAGGAAAGCAUUUUUUGUACAUGGGAUGAGCGCAUCUCCCUCACUACUUGAUACCAUUGCAUACCCGGGAUUAUUUGUUAUUUGUUUGCAUGCUUAUUAGGGUCGUCAUAUGCCCAGAAUUUCCUGGACAUAGUCUGAGUAUGGCAGUCGGAAGCAGUGUCCAGGCAGAAAUUGCUGAAAUGUCUGGGGGAAAUCCGGACAUAUGGCAGCCCAUGUCAGAAGUCUAGAUUUUGCCGAGGUUCCUUGAAAAUUGCUCAAAAACUUUAUUAUUAUUAUUAUUAUUAUUAUUAUUAGAGAUUUUGCAAAAUAAAAAUAAAAAUGAGAAGCUUAACAACUUUGGCCAGAAAGAAAAAAACCUCAACAACUUUUGUGUCCGGAUUUUCACUUUUUGAAAUAUGGGAACACUAAUGUUUAUAAACCACAUUUCCAUAUAAAAUGUUGCAAGGCGGCAUCCGAACGAAAAACACACAGGGCUGCAUUAAAAACAACAAGAAUGGCAGAUGUCAGUUUAACCCGAGGGAAACAGAACGUGUGGGUGGCUUCUUGGCUGGGUGGCACCCCAAAUUUCCCAUAGCCCCUCAACCCCCUCCUGAUCCAUACCAUGGGAGACAUCCCAUAGAAUUGUAGAGCUGGAAGGAUCCCUGAAGCUCAUCUGGUCCAACCAGUUCAAACUAUUUGCCUUACUAACCCAGAUUUGUCUAUAUUGACUGGUAUUUGCUCUCCAGGGUUUGGGGCAGGAUCUUUCCCCCCCAGGUCUGAGACCUUCUGCAUGCAAAUAUCUGCCCUACUGUGUACUAUAAUAGGUCCAUCUUUUAGAGGGGGCAUUCGUCAUUGAAGGUCUGAAAAUUUCCCGGCCCUGGAGUGUGGCAGUUUCUCUGACUCUUCUACUAGAUAUGGGAUUCUGCCGCCUCCUCCAUCCGAAGGGGGGUGUCCCUGAUCAAUGCCUUGAUUCAUCCCCCUUUUUCCUUUCGCUUUGGCACCCCCUUGCCCUACGGCCUGUCAGCUGCUGUUUACUAGCCUUAGAUCAAGGCAGCUGUUGGGACAUUCCAGCAAAGGAUUGUGGGAGCAGCUGGCCUACAGCCCUUUCACCCCCACCCACCCCCACUUCACCCACCACCCCCAACCUACUGGUCAAGAAACAGCAGGAGGGGAGUGUGGCCAGGGUUCCUAGGAAACAGAUUUGGAUUUCUGCGACUGUUUCUUAGGGAAGCUGCACCGAGUUAGUGGAGUGUUUAUUUGGAACAUUUCCCCCUCACAAUAUGAGAACGUCUUAUGAAGGAACGUUCUUUGAAAUGCCCUGUGUCUUGUAGAGUAUGCAUACUCUUGAUUAUUAAGCAAUUUGAGUCACUCAUUAACUGGAAAUGUUUUGGCCUCUGCCUUUGAGCCAGUUGCCCACACAUUUUGGAGAGAAUGCGUUUCCAGAAACAGAGGUACUGAUGGUGCUUCAGGAUGGUUUGUUUAUUGAGCAUUCUUCCUGAUUCAUUUGCAGGAAGAGAUUAGACAACUGUUCGCUAUUUAACGAACAUUCGUUCUGAUUUAUUUAUUUUUUUGUGGGGUGCUUAGAUGAUGUUGCAUCAGAGCAAGUGUCAAUGGGCCGUGUGUCUCGCUGCCUUUCCCCUUCCCCUUAUUGCGAAAAGUCUGUAUUUUGGGUGGGUGGGUUUAUUGCUUGAGAGCUCCCAGUCAGCCAUAAUUGCACAACCGGAAUCUGCUAAGUCUGUAAUUCGAAACAAUGACAGCCUCAGGCCUGAAUGGAUGCCACAGCGCUGAGGACUUAAAAUUGAGGGGGUGAUUACUUUAAAAAAUAAUGACCAGGGGUGGUAAAAUGUGUGUGUGUGUGUGUGUGUGUUAAUUCUUUGCCUCAAACCUUUUGCAAUCUGGAUCCUUCUCCCUCCAGAGGUGAUUCUUUUCCUGAGAAAGAAGGUUCCCAUUUUGUGGGAAUUACCUGGCCUGCACCCAAAUGCAUGACUAGGCUAGUCAGAUGAAAAUGUCAUACAAAUUGUGUAGAAAUAUUGGUUCUGAAGCAAGUGUUUCGAACUGCCCUCUGGGGGCUGAGGUGCACAGAGCCCAGAAAUGCCUACUCAGAUAUAUUUGAAUUUUGAUUCAGAUAGAUAGAUAGAUAGAUAGAUAGAUAGAUAGAUUAUAGAGUGCAGUGAUGGCGUGGGGAGGUGUAGAAACAGACCCCAAGAAGUACAAGAAAUAUUUAGGGAGAAAGAAGCUACCUCAGGAUGGGACCCUCAGACCAUUGAAGACUGAGCAUGCUAAGUGUCCUCAGAAAGUCAUUGAUAAGAAGAAGAAAAAGACAGAUAACCCAGUGGAAUGGGAAUGGAAUGAAGUAUCCUGGAAUGGGGCCUGGCUGACUGGCUGGUACCCUGAACUGGAGUUCCCUGCUUUGCCUCAUUUUGUUUUGCUUGUCAUCACUCUCACGUUGAAACGGCUUGAUCAGGGCCUCUGGCAAAGGUCCAGUUGUAUUACUCUAAGAACCUUUAAACUGCUCAUGACGUAAAUCAAUAGGGUUGGGGUGCCCAGCAGUUGAUGAAUCAAAUGUUGUCAAUUGACUGUCCUUUAAUGACCACGGUCAACUAUUAUCAAAUAAUCUGAGGCUGCUGUCAGGUAGAUACUGGUUCAGUGUUUUCAUUUCAUUGCUUAAUUGCAUCUGACAGCACAUGGGGGGGCUCUUUCCUCUCCAGUUUUCUGCAGGUUCCUCUUGCUCUGCACUAUUAGCACAAAACUAGAUAUUACUAGCAAAAAGGUGUGUUUCUGAAUCCCAAUGACAGCUUCGUUUAUGGGAAAAUAGCUUUGUUGCUGGCUGAGGGUGGGGGAAGGACCUGUUUAGAGCAGAGAUGAGGAUGGGGAGUGGGGAGGCAGAGGGGUUUGUGGUCUGGAGAAGGGAGUGUUGGCUGGGGAGAGGCCUGAGGGCCAUUUCCUUCUUCCUGCGCAUGGUCUGAAAAAGACACAUUGUGUGGAAGCCUUGCUGAAGCUAAGUACAGGUCUGGGCCUAGCCAGUACCUGGGUGAAUAUCCACCUGGGAGCCCAAGGCUGACUUGGGAAAUGGGAGAAAGGCAGUAUAUAAAUGCAGUUAAAGAAAAAGAAAAAACCCAGUUGCCUCACGAAACACUUCCUCUCAUCUUGGGUUCCAGGUAUAUACUUACCCUUGCAAAUACAGAGUGGGGAAAAUGGCAGGUGGAGACAGAGCUAAGUGCUGCCUUCUCCCCAGAAUUGCUUUUCAUAAUCAAAGCAACAAUUGGGACUUAAAAUUAUUCAUUUGCUUGCAAUACCUGCUUUGGCCCUUUGCCAUUUUAUAGCCGCUAUUUUGCAUGUUUCAUUUCUGUAAUUAUACCUCCCAGGCUUCGGAUGGGGAGGGCGGAAUAUAAAUAACUUAUUAUUAUUAUUAUUAAAAACGUGUCUCCUUGGUCUGCCCUGGAAGCUCCAAGAUAAUAACCAAUAUCACUCUGACCUCAGCCAGUCCCCCACUUGCUUGCCUUUUUACUUACAACUCCUCCAGGGGGUGGCACUAGCUGCCAGCUUCCUCCUCUGUAGUCUCAGUGUUGCAUUUGUAGAACUCAGCAGGGACACACCUAGAAUUAGUUGGCUUCUGCCUGUCCUCUAGCCACUUUACCUGUCCCAAUGGGCACCAGCCAACCCUGCCUUAAACCAUGCUUCGUCAUUGGCUUAUGAAUUAUGGCUUGCUAGGUACAUUCAGCUAAGUUUUACACGGGUGGCUCUGUGGUCUAAACCGCUGAGCCUCUUGGGCUUGCCGAUCAGAAGGUCGGCGGUUUGAAUCCCACGAUGGGGUGAGCUCCUGUUGCUCUGUCCCAGCUUCUGCCAACCUAUGAGUUUGAAAGCACGCCAGUGCAAGUAGAUAAAUAGGUACCGCUGUGGCAGGGAGGUAAACAGCGUUUCUGUGCGCUCUGGUUUCUGUCACGGUAUCUCGUUGCACCAGUAGCAGUUUAGUCUUGCUGGCUACUUGACCCAGAAAGCUGUCUGUGGACAAAUGCCGGCUCCCUCGGCCUGAAAGCGAGAUGAGCACCUCAACCCCAUAGUCGCCUUUGAUUGGACUCCAGGGGUCCUUUACCUUUACUUAGAGCAGGCUCAUUGAAAUUAACGGUUAUAGCUAAGUUAGGUUCAUUCAUUUCAGUGGGUCUCCUCUAAGGGAAACUCAGUUGAGUGCCACCCGAUGAGUCUGGAUUUGGACAUCACACAAAGCCAAGCUUAAUUGUGGCUUCUCGUUUUGUUUCUCUUGCAGAGUGAAACAGGAGCGAUUGGGUAGCGUACUGCUCAUUCACAAUGAGCAAUGGCCAGUUCUAAUAAAUAGUGGCAUUGUUUGACCCCACUGGAACAUGUCUCCUCAAUAGCUGACCUAGUCACCAACUGAGUUACUUUUUUUUUUUUUUUAGUCUGGUCAAACACUCAUUCCUGUAAAUCAGCCUUGGGAUCUCCCAAAUGCACCGAGUUCGCUCAACCACAAAUUUGGCAUCUGGCCUUUCUGCCUGCGAUAAUCACGUGUUUUGCUGCUGUCAGUGUGUCAGCGCCAGUCCACUUCUGGCCUGAAUAGGGAAGCCAGGACAAUGGCAGGAUGCUGGUGACUCCUGAGCAUGGAAUGUGUGCUAUUCACUAGCACAGAGAAAGUGUCUGACCCCCGGAAGAGGAGGGUUUUCCAUUCAUGUUGAGUCACCUUGGUGUUGUACUCUGUGCGAGACCCGCAUGUGGUUAACUGCUGUUAUCUACUUUUUUUGCAAACAAGGCAUGA